Hippocampus zosterae (dwarf seahorse) is the source of this 2651-nucleotide messenger RNA. RefSeq names its product pinin, desmosome associated protein (gene pnn). Gene Ontology annotation, cellular component: catalytic step 2 spliceosome. The record is from RefSeq and is a predicted model, not a curated record. The transcript has 9 exons. NCBI's taxonomy places the organism in Eukaryota, Metazoa, Chordata, Actinopteri, Syngnathiformes, Syngnathidae. Bases 58 to 2127 code for a protein of 689 amino acids.
UCACUCUGAAGUCGUAGAAGAAGAAGCACGUGUGAUUGGCGCUUUCAUGUGGGCAAGAUGGCGGUGGCCGUGCGGAGCUUACAAGACCAGAUUGAAAAAGCCAAAGAAAGCUUGAAAAAUGUUGACGAUAAUAUUCGUAAAUUAACUGGACGAGAUCCCAAUGAAUUCAGACCGGGCCAGCUGCGCCGGUUCGGUGGGCCCAUGGCAGGCGUGGCAGUUGCAGCAAUGGGAGGAGGAGGUAGAGGAAGAGGAUUCAACCUGCUCAGACGCAGUCUCUCCGACAUUGGCGGCGGUGGCCCCCCUGCCAAGCAGAGGGACAUCGACGGUGCUUUGUUAAGGCUGGCAGGCGACCAGAGGGCCAGGAGAGAUGUGCGUCACGACAGCGAUGCCGAGGAUGAUGACGAUGUCAAAAAGCCGGCGUUGCAGUCGUCAGUUGUAGCUACCUCCAAGGAGAGAACACGCCGGGACCUCAUUCAAGAUCAGACCAUGGAUGAGAAAGGCAAACAGAGGAAUCGGCGCAUGUUCGGCCUGCUCAUGGGGACUCUGCAAAAAUUUAAACAAGAGUCGAACGUUUGUACAGAGAAGCAAAAGCGGCGCUCUGAGAUCGAGCAGAAGCUUGAGGUUCAGGCUGAGGUUGAGAAGAAGAAGUUGGAGAGCGAGAAGAGGGAGUUAUUUGAAGAGAGGAGAGCCAAACAAACGGAGCUCAGACUGCUCGAACAGAAAGUGGAAUUGGCUCAGUUGCAAGAGGAGUGGACCAACCAUAACAACAAUCUGGUGAAAUUCAUUCGCACCAAGACCAGGCCACACAUCUUCUACCGACCUGGGAAGAUGUGCUCCGCCAGCCAGAAACUCCUCGACGACUCCACCAAGAAACUAAAUGCUGUGUUUGAAGAGCGGCGCGAAGCAUUCACGGAACACAUCAACAAGAUGGAGUCCCGACCACGGCGGCAGCUAAACCGCGACCAGGACGGCAGCUCUGCGGCGACAGGGAAGGACCACUCGGCGGAGGGUAAGCCAGCAGGUCAGGUAGACAAGGUGACGGGUAACAAGAGGGCUGCGCGCAUGGAGGAAGAUGAUGAUGAUGAUGAUGAUGAGGAGGAGGAGGAUCAGGAAGAGGAGGAGAAAGAGAAGGGGGUGGAUGGAGAACAGGGGGCUAGCGAGGUCGCGGGGAAGGGUGAGCUAGUGGAAGGGGGGGAUAGCAGGGAAGGCUUAAAUGAGGACGAGGGGAUGGAGUUUGAGGAAGCAGGGAAUGGGGAGAAGGCAGGUGAGGAAAAGGAGAAGACGCAGGUGCGUGGCGAAAAAGAGGAGGAGGCGCGUCCAGGGUCAGAAGAGAUGGAAGUGGAGGCAGGCAAAGAGCAGGGGGACAGCAGUAAGACGGAGCAGGAUGAAAACGGUAAAGAGGGACCCUUAGACCUUGAAACCGAAAAGACUGAGAUCACCCCUCCAUGCGAGCCAAUCACGAGCCAACAAGAGGCGACUCGCAGCGCUCAGCUCGGUCCCCCAAACCCCACCCCAGAGGAACCAGCCGCACCCUUGGCUGAGCCUCAGAUGGCCCCAACAACCAAAACGGUCUGCGGCGCUGGGGACCAGGACCCGGCGGUUCCUUCCGCCGAGAUCCCCGAUUCCGCCAGCCUGAACCCGGCCGAGCAAAGGCAAGCCGGAGACGAGUCGGCCGUCAAGCCUCAGCCCGAUGCGCAGGAGGCACCGAGCAGCCCGAGCGCGCUUCUCAAGGAGCAGAAAGAAGGUGCGAGGGGGAGGAAGAAGGCAAAGGAGUCAAAAAAGGGUCUCAGUCAAAGUCGCAGCUCUUCGUCCUCCUCUUCCGGCUCCUCCUCCAGCGGAAGCUCUUCGUCUUCAUCCGCUUCAAGCCACUCAUCCUCCUCCUCAUCCUCAUCGACCUCCUCGUCCAGCAGUCGAAGUCGCAGCCGGGAGAGCGGCAAGCGCAGCAGAAGACCGUCAGGCAGGGACAAGAAGAAAGAGGAGAGGAGUCACCGCAAGAAAGGAGGGAGUAGUGGAGGCGCAGGAGGCAAAGAUGCCAAGGAAGGGAGGAAGAGCAAUGAAGGGAGGAGCAGGUCAUCUCACAGCGAUAGGGAGCAGAAAGACAAAGAGAGGAAGGACAAGAGACGCUAAACUGGGCCCCGUUUUAUUUUGUCGUCUUGAGAAGCUGGUGACAGCGGGGCAAUCGCGUCAGACUUCAACGCACAUCCAAUUAGUUUUAUUUGUUUUUUUAAACGCCCACCACAGCACCAUUUGAUCGAUACAAGUUGAAGCGUUUUCUUUACACCCGGCCAGAGUAAAUCACAGAUUUUAGUCAAGAUGAUAGUGUAAUGUCUCACAAUUGCAGGAGAGCUCGUUUGUACCCAUUAAAAAUUAAUUGAGGAAGGACAGUUUGGCUCUUUUAGAAAAAUCUAUCUUAGGUGUUUUUUUUUUUUUUUUUUUUGCUUGUGUAAUGACGACGGCACAUUUUCCGUCCUGCUGUCCUCCAUGUCACUAUGCCAAUGACACUUAUAUCACACACUGGUCGUCUUCAAUUCUUGUGACUACUUGUCACUUGAUCCAUGUCAUGAUUGUUAUGUGACUUAUUGUUUUUUCAAAAAUGUUUUUCAUUGUUUUUGUAUCAUCCAACCUGCUUCAAAUUAAAGGUGAUAUAAUUA